CGCACUCACGUGUUGGCGACAUCAACAAAAUCUUCAAUCUCGUCCUCUCGAACACCUCCCCCCAUCUCCCGCCGCUAGCCCGUUCACCGUGGCCUUUGCUGUCCCCCGUGCUUAUUCUUACUUUUGUCUCCUAUACCGCCCUUGCCUCUCUGGAGCGCGCCGACCGAGAAUCUAUUCUAAUCCGGCGUCCAUGCUCGCUUAUGCGUCCCCCGCAUCCCCCUUCCCAGACGGCGCGAAAUACUCCAAAGACCUCGAUUCCUUCAACAAACUCCUGCCGCCACCGAUAGAAUUCGUAGAAGGGUCGUCGUCUGGAGCCCUAGCCGUGCCUGAGGGCAAAUACGAUCCUAUAAACGCCACCCCCAAGGCGUCUAAAGCAGAUGCUGUGCGCCCCUCUUCCAUCGCUGCUCGCCCAUCCACGCCCACGACCCCCAAACCCACCGCUGCAUCAACACCCCGGGUGAAUGGCAAGGCGCCGUCUCUAUAUCCCGGCAUUAUCGACCUGACAUGGCCACCGAAUGUGUCUUCAUCCGGAAGUGGCUUGUACAACAGCGGCAACACAUGCUUCCUAAACAGCGCCCUGCAAUGUUUACUGCACACUCCUCCGCUUCUCCGACUGUUAUACGAGCACGCCCAUGGUCGAUGUCCCGUGAAGGACAACGCGUUCUGUAUGACAUGCAGCCUCGGGAAAGUCGCAUCCCAGGCGUACAGCAAUCGAAAUGCGUUCAUGCCGCAAGCUGUGUCCGGGAAGCUACAAACAAUCGCGAAGCACAUGCGACGGGGACGUCAAGAAGAUUCGCACGAGUUUCUUCGAUACGCCAUCGAUGCGCUGCAAAAGUCUUGUCUUGCAGGACAACCUCCGUGCGUGUCUCCUUUCUCUAGACUCUUGACUUAGGUCUAUAACCGUACGCAGAAAAUUGGACCCUAAGUUGGCUGAGACGACCUGGGUGCACAAGUUGUUUGGCGGCAGACUACGUUCACGAGUUAAAUGCACCGAGUGUGGGCAUAACAGCGACACAUUCGACAGCAUCCUGGACCUGAGCGUGGACAUCUUGAACACGAACAGCGUCAAGCUAGCUUUGCGCAAGUUUGUGGCGGUCGAGUAUCUCAAGGGGCAGGACAAGUACAAAUGUGAAAAAUGCAAGAAGCAUGUGGUCGCGGAGAAGAGCUUCACGAUACAAGAGGCGCCGGCGGUGUUGACGAUGCACUUGAAACGGUUCACUCCGAUGGGCCGCAAACUGACUCACUUUAUCGACUACGAGGAACGAUUGGCACUGAAACCAUACAUGAGCGACGGCUCAUUCGGCCCAUCGUACUCGCUGUACGGCGUGAUCUGCCAUGCCGGUGGUGGGCCCAACUCGGGACACUAUUUCUCUUACGUGAAAGACUGCCGUGGGCAGUGGCACGAGAUGAACGACGAGUCUGUUACGAAGGUUCCACACGCGCCGCUGAAGCAGAAAAACGCGUACAUCCUCUUUUACCUGCGGGACAGAGGGCAGGGUCUCGAUGCGGCAGUGAACCUUCCACCCAGCGCAAUGGUGCCGCGCCAGAGCAUCGCCAAGAACAUGAAGAAGCGAAAGGCUUCCGAGGAUGGACACGAGGACGAGGGUGUCAAGGUCACUAAACCCUUUAUUGGGCCGCGCAUGCCUUCUCCGGACCGGAUCUCGACGCCGAAGAAGACAGCAGAGAAACCCAACGCAACACCUGCCAAAGCCGAUCCGCAAGCAGAGCGUGUCCGUCAAAAGAUCGAGGCUGCGCAAACGAGCAAAGCCUUGGAUGGUCUCGAGGCAUAUGGAUCUGACUCGAGCGACAAGGAGGACGACGGGCCUGAGGAACUGGCCAAUCCGAAAACGGUUGUGGGAGUGCAACCUCCGCCGACUGGUACCUCACCGCUACCUCCGUCUUCCCCUCUGCCGACGUCGGCUACCACUCCGAGUCGAUCCUCAACGACAGACUCCAAUGCUGCCAACUCCGUUCGAACGCCCAUUUCAACGACUAGCUUCUACGGUGGCCCAAGUUCUUCACACAAGCGCAAGCACUCGGAAUCCUUCGGCAAGGAGCGCCGUUCGUCUGCUGCCAGUUUCAAUCCGUUCGACAAGAGUCGACUCACCAACGGCCGGAAGAAACCGAGACCGUUGUGAGCAUAGUUUGCGAGUUAACGUACUUACAUACAUAGACUUGGUCGUCCGUACAUGUAUGUAGUAUUGAGUUAUCCUUGGACUUGAGUCGCCUGGCA
Molecule: messenger RNA, 2233 nt
Organism: Mycena citricolor
Lineage: Eukaryota; Fungi; Basidiomycota; Agaricomycetes; Agaricales; Mycenaceae
Source: the annotation of a GenBank genome assembly